AUGGCUGACGUCGACGAAUCCGGCGCCGGUGCGCCCGUGAACGAACCUCUCGAUCUCGUGCGCCUUUCCCUGGAUGAGAUUGUGUUUGUGAAGCUACGAGGCGAUCGCGAGCUCAAGGGUCGCCUGCAUGCAUAUGACAGCCAUUGCAACCUUGUCCUUGGUGACGUUGAGGAGAUCAUAUAUGUGGUUGAGGAAGAUGCAAAUGAGGAGGAGGUCGUGAGGACGGUCAAGAAGCAGUCAGAAAUGCUGUUCGUAAGAGGUGACUCGGUAGUCCUCAUCUCGCCGCAGGCAGCCGCAUAA
Messenger RNA from Lasiodiplodia theobromae, 300 nucleotides. RefSeq names its product U6 small nuclear ribonucleoprotein. Gene Ontology annotation, molecular function: RNA binding. Gene Ontology annotation, biological process: mRNA splicing, via spliceosome; P-body assembly. NCBI's taxonomy places the organism in Eukaryota, Fungi, Ascomycota, Dothideomycetes, Botryosphaeriales, Botryosphaeriaceae. The record is from RefSeq and is a predicted model, not a curated record. Bases 1 to 300 code for a protein of 99 amino acids. The transcript has 4 exons. Gene Ontology annotation, cellular component: catalytic step 2 spliceosome; precatalytic spliceosome; Lsm1-7-Pat1 complex.